AUGGCUUCCUUCAAGACUGCCGUCCUCGCUUCACUCGCCGGUGCCGCCGCCGCCCGCUCGGUACCCGCCAACGUCCAGAGCCUCUACAACUCCAUCGUUUCCCAGGGCUCUUGCAGAAGCCCACUUGCCACCGGCUUUUACAGCUCAGACGGUGAUGGUGGUUCCACCUCCUACUGUGGUGACCAUCUUGCCGAUUAUGGUAUCGUCUACCUUCAGGGCACCAACGGCAGACUCGCCAACAUGGACAUCGAUUGUGAUGGUAUCCAGGGUGGACCUGCUGAUGAUGGCCGCUGCGGUGACUCUGGUGAUACCCAGGACGUAACCGCUUUCUCCGAUACUGUCCGAAACUACGGCACCGGCCAGAGGGAUCUUGACGCCAAUGCCCACCCCUAUGUCGUCUUCGGUAACGAGGGUAGCGGAAACUGGGACACUUGGGAUCCUCAAUCCGUUGGCGUUGAGCCUCUCUCCGUCAUGGCCGUUGUCUGCAACAACAAGCUGAUCUACGGUGUCUGGGGUGACACCAACGGUGACGACGGUGAAUUCCCCGUCGUUGGCGAGGCCUCCAUCUCUCUUGCUACCGCCUGUUUUGGCAACAGCAUCAACGGUAACAACGGCCACGACCAGACUGACGUCCUUUACAUCGCCUUCACCGGCUCCAGCGCCGUCCCCGGUGCCCGAGGUGCUCAAUGGAACGCCCAGGACUACAACGACUUCGAGAACAGCAUCAGCGCCCUCGGCGACAGCCUCGUCGCUCGUAUCGGCACCACUGGCGGCGGCGAUCCAGGCAACGGGGGUGGCACUCCUCCUUCCGGCGGUGAUUGUUCCUGGGAGGGCCACUGCGCUGGUGCUUCUUGCGGAAGUGAUGAUGAUUGCUCUGACGACUUGACUUGCAGCAACGGAUUCUGCGGCGGCAGUCCUCCUAGCGGCGGAAACGGUGGUGGUAACGGCGGUGGCAGUUCCGGUGACUGCUCGUGGGAGGGCCACUGUGCUGGUGCCUCUUGCGGUAGCGACGAUGAUUGCUCUGACGAUCUUACUUGCUCCAACGGCUUCUGCGGUGGCAGCUCCGGUGGUAGCAGCGGCGGCGGUAGCACUAGUUGCUCGUGGGAAGGCCACUGUGCUGGCGCGUCUUGCGGUAGCGAUGAUGACUGCUCUGACGACCUCCAGUGCUCCAACGGCCGAUGCUCCAACUAA
This is a messenger RNA of Trichoderma aggressivum f. europaeum, 1191 nucleotides long. Its product is annotated as CAZyme family GH75. The transcript has 3 exons. Gene Ontology annotation, molecular function: chitosanase activity. Lineage: Eukaryota; Fungi; Ascomycota; Sordariomycetes; Hypocreales; Hypocreaceae. Bases 1 to 1191 code for a protein of 396 amino acids. The record is from RefSeq and is a predicted model, not a curated record.